Plectropomus leopardus (leopard coralgrouper) is the source of this 1047-nucleotide messenger RNA. It is a transcript of the gene c3h19orf67, whose product is annotated as chromosome 3 C19orf67 homolog. Lineage: Eukaryota; Metazoa; Chordata; Actinopteri; Perciformes; Serranidae. The record is from RefSeq and is a predicted model, not a curated record.
AUGACAGAUAUGAAAGUUCAGGUUGAGGGCCAGCUCAACUCAAACUCACCCUCAGGACAACAGGAGGACACGAGCGAUGAGAGGGAGACAGACAUCACGGAGAGUCUUCAAAACACCGGACAAGGAGAGGCGGUGGAGCCGCUGUCGUUGCUGGCUGCCGUCGCUCUGGCGCCCCCUCGUGAUCAUCCUGCGGCCUGCAGGUGUGACUGUGAGGCCUGCAGCUGUCUGGAGGUCAAAUCGAUGGAGAGGAGCCUCCAGUCCAUGGAUCUGCAGCUCCAGUUCCUCUUGAGCAAAGCGGAUGACUUACACGACUGUGUAGUCAAAGGGCAGCGUCACGGAGAGGGCGAUGCUCUUGCUGCCGCAGUGCAAAGUUUCCUGUACACCUGUCAGCCUUUCUUUAACCACCUGGAAACCACAAGGGCUUUGUCCCAGCACCCCUCUGUGCCGUUUGACGUCUACACAAGGCGCAUGCAGCUGUUGGACUUCUCUCAGCAGCUGUGCGACAGGUUGGAGCAGCUGGUGUUGACCUGCGCCAGCUGCAGUGUCUUCUCUUUGGACGAGACCAAUCCCAACAGCAUGUCUCACUUCUGCAUCGGUCAGAGUCAGCUCGGUCAGCUGAGGGUGACCACGUUCCGCUUCUGUAAGGCCACGCCAUACCUGGCGCGGGUCGACACCGGCCUGUACAAGCGAAUGCGCUGGAACGUGGAGAGACUCGGACACGAGAGGCAGACAGAUGAAGAGAGUGAGGCAGAAACAGUCGGCAGCACAGACCAUUACUUCCUGUGCUACGAGGACAUUCCUAACCCACACGCAGAUGCUGUCGGGGAUAGCCAGGGCGCCACUCAUGGCAGCGUGGUGAGGAUGUGGUCCAUCGGUCAGUGGGUUCAGGUGAACCCCGACACAGACGACAUCUGUGACUGGAUCUUGUGUGAGGUUCCUCGGGCCGACUAUCACAGGCUGCUGUAUCUUGGCAGCGAUGAGCCGUCUAGCUGCAACGCUUCAGACUACCUGCAACAGCUGCUGCUGUCACACCACACAACAGCGUGA